Microcebus murinus (gray mouse lemur) is the source of this 8533-nucleotide messenger RNA. It is a transcript of the gene TRAF1, whose product is annotated as TNF receptor associated factor 1. Gene Ontology annotation, molecular function: zinc ion binding; tumor necrosis factor receptor binding. The record is from RefSeq and is a predicted model, not a curated record. Lineage: Eukaryota; Metazoa; Chordata; Mammalia; Primates; Cheirogaleidae. Gene Ontology annotation, cellular component: cytoplasmic side of plasma membrane; plasma membrane signaling receptor complex. Gene Ontology annotation, biological process: regulation of apoptotic process; regulation of canonical NF-kappaB signal transduction; signal transduction.
GGAAGGGCUAAGAGCCAGGUCAGGUGCUGGCCUGAGGGCUAGUUGGAUAGAAACUGGGAUCAGCCCAGGGUGUUUGGCAAACUUGACAUUUAUAACCCUGGGGAGAUGAUUCCCCGAAGAUUCAAGCACCUGCCUAGACGAUCUUUUCUAGAAACGCCACUGUUAAGUGAGAGAGUAGAUGGAAGAAGAAUUUGGGAUGAGGGUGAAGUGUUUUAAAGCCUGUGUGGUUAGAGCACAGGCUCUGGGUUCACUAGCUGUAAAACCUUAAGUCACUUAACCUCUCUGUGCCUCAGUUCCCUCAUCUGUAAAAUGGGGAUGAUGAUGGUAAUACCCAUUUCAUAGGAUUCAUGUGAAAAUUAGAUGAGAUGAUGCCUGUAAAAUUACUUAACACAGCACAAUAAAGUAGUACCUAUUGUUUUCCACUUUUAUUAUUAGAGCUGCUUGAGCAUAUUUUGAUGCUGAUGGGAAGGAGCAGGUAUAGAGGAAGGCAUUGAAGACAGAGGGGAGAGAAAAGAGACUAGAGAGAAAGGGACCCAGAGGAUGGGGGUAAGUCUUGGGUGCCUCUCCUAUGCCAAAUCAGGGGAAGGAGGAAACAGAUAGACAGACAUGCAGGACAGUUUGCAGAUUCAGGGUGUACAGUUAAGGGAGUGACUUUCUGAUAGUGUUGAAGCAGGCCUCAGGAUUUGCUGGGAGGCUAGAGUUCCCGGUUUACACUGCAGUGGUGGGGGUUCUGUGCCCUCUUUGCCAGCCGUGCCUGGCAGCCCUCGUGUCAUACCAGGGAAGAUGGACGGUUGAAUUUAGGGUCAUUUGGCAAUGUCUGACCUUCCUGGCCCACCUGUGAAGUUCAAGUAAAGUUCAUAGAUAUGAAAACACUAUAAAAGCAUAAUUUACCGUUUUAACUCUUUCCCCUGAUUUUGAGGAACUGGAGGGCUGUGGCUGUGGCCAACAUCUGAGUAAAAUGUCAAAGCCUUUGGGGCACUUCACUUGGGCUACACAGCAUGCCACACUUUAACCUAUAAUUUCAUUAAGUCAUCACAACAGUUGGGUGAAGUAGGUAUUGUCCCAUUUUACAGAUGCAGAAACUGAGGUUCAGAGAAGUGAAGGACAAUGUCCCAGGACCCACAGCUAGUAAAUGGUGGACCCAGGAUCGCAACUCAGAUCUGUCUGACCUCAAAAUGCAUGAUUUGAAACCACUGUGAAAGUUUUCAAAGCCCCUGUAGCAGCCCAGCAGGACAGAUGUGCAGGGACAUCUUCUCCAUUUGAUAGGAGAGAUAAGUGGGAUACUAUGAUCUCCAUCCUGGGCUCUAAAGAUUCUACUAAGCUCCCUUGUGUCUCUCUUAUGUAGGUGGAGGAAAACAGAGCUUAGAGCCCCACAGCCCAGAGGGGAGGGGCUGAAUGAAUCUCAGGCCUGGUAUGAACUCAUUAGAAGCUCUGUGUCUUUGAACCAGGCAUCUUGCUUCUCUGAGCCUAUACACGGCUGCAGAAUUCCCAGCAGGUUGUUGUAAGGAUUUGGAGAGAAAAUGUUGCCCAGCAGACAUGCCAAGAGCCAUUAUUCCCACAGCUCAGUUUCCCUGCAAAAGUGGAUCUAUUAACAGAUCCCGCUUGGCUGCUGAGACCAGCUGCCCUGGUCUUGUAUUUGUUGAGCGCUUUGUUCUCCUCAGGGCAGGGAAGUGGUGGCGCCUGAACCGAGUAUGUAGCCACCUAUGACUUCCUGAGUGGGUGUGGGGGUGGGCCCUGAGGAGUCUGUGGUCCCAAGGCCUUGGACUUCAAAGGAGGGGAGGGCCCUGUGUCAUCACCAGGACCGAUGCCGAAUGCUACAGGAGUCGGGUCAUCACAGGCUUUCCUGCUGCCUCUGGUCGCCUUUGCUGUGGGGUCCCAAAACCUUAGCGCCCAGAGACCACCUGUUGCAACUCCUUUUUUUUGUUGUUACAGAUGGGGUAAUCAAGACCCACUGUGAGGAAGUGACUUUUACCUGAGGUCACCCAGAUGUUGGACAGGGCAGAGCAAAAAAAGCACUAGAACUUGAAUUUUUGGACCUGCUUCCAGGACCCUGGGGAUUUCUACCAGGAAGGUGAGCACCCCCAUGGAGAGCUCCAGGCUGCUCAAAGGAACCAGGGAACACAGACAAGUGGCCAGCAGUGGCCCUCUCCUCUGAUGUGCCCAGGUAGGAGGCAGAGGAAGCCGGUGGAAGCCCCAAACUCUCAGACAGGGGAACUCUAACUGUGCUUCCUGAAAGUGUGUGACACGGUUCUUUUUCUCUGACUCUCUUUCUUGCUUUUUCUCACUCUAAAAAAUGACUGGACACUCCUGAAGCCUUCAGUCACCAUCCAGGGGAUUUUUUUCACCACAAAGGGUAAUUCCUGCCCCAUCCCUGCUGUGACUCAGCUGUGACGUUGAACCACACAAGCCAGAGAGAAGAUAAACUCAUCAGAAAGUCCUGCUCACCAGAGAGGGAGGCCCAGACCAGGACCCACCUCUCCUGUCAUCACAGACUCCACGGGGCUGGUCCCCUGCCCUGGAAGAGCUCAGACGGGCCCUCUGGCCAGCCUGGGACCCUGGGAUGGCCUCCAGCUCAGCCGGCAGCCCCCGCCCAGCCCCUGAUGAGAAUGAGUUUCCCUUUGGGUGUCCCCCCACCUCCUGCCAGGAUCCAACAGAGCCCAGGGCUCUCUGCUGCACGGCUUGUCUCUCUGAGAACCUGAGGAACAGUGAGGAUCGGAUCUGUCCCAAAUGCAGAGGGGACGACCUCCACCCUGUAAGCCCAGGAAGCCUUCUGACUCAGGAGAAGGUUCACCCUGAGAUGGAUGAGGCUGGAGUUGGGUGCCCCUUUGCAGGUGUUGGCUGCUCCUUCAAGGGGAGUCCACAAUCCAUGCAGGAGCAUGAGGUCACUUCCCAAGCCUCCCACCUAAACCUGCUGCUGGGGUUCAUGAAACAGUGGAAGGCCCAGCUGGGCUCUGGCCUAGGGUUUGGGCCCAUGGCCCUGGAGCAGAACCUGUCAGACCUGCAGCUACAGGCAGCCGUGGAGGUGACGGGGGACCUGGAGGUGGACUGCUACCGGGCACCCUGCUCUGAGAGUCAGGAGGAGCUGGCCCUGCAGCACUUCAUGAAGGAGAAACUCCUGGCUGAGCUGGAAGGAAAGCUACGUGUGUUUGAGAACAUUGUCGCCGUCCUCAACAAGGAGGUGGAGGCCUCCCACAUGGCCCUGGCCGCCUCCAUCCACCAGAGCCAGCUGGACCGAGAGCGCAUCCUGAGCUUGGAACAGAGGGUGGUGGAGUUGCAGCAGACGCUGGCUGAGAAAGACCAGGUCCUAGGCAAGCUGGAGCAGAGCCUGCGCCUCAUGGAGGAGGCAUCCUUUGAUGGCACCUUCCUGUGGAAGAUCACCAACGUCACCAGGCGGUGCCACGAGUCAGCCUGUGGCAGGACUGUCAGCCUUUUCUCCCCAGCUUUCUACACUGCCAAGUACGGCUACAAGUUGUGCCUGCGACUGUACCUGAAUGGGGACGGAACGGGAAAGAGGACCCACCUGUCGCUCUUCAUCGUGAUCAUGAGAGGGGAGUACGAUGCUCUGCUGCCGUGGCCUUUCCGGAACAAGGUCACCUUCAUGCUGCUCGACCAGAACAACCGUGAGCACGCCAUUGAUGCCUUCCGGCCUGACCUGAGCUCAGCGUCCUUCCAGCGGCCCCAGAGUGAAACCAAUGUGGCCAGCGGCUGCCCCCUCUUCUUCCCCCUCAACAAGCUGCAGUCGCCCAAGCACGCCUAUGUGAAGGAUGACACCAUGUUUCUCAAGUGCAUUGUGGAGACCAGUGCUUAGGGUGGGAGGGUUGGCUCCUGAGGGAGCACCAGCUCAGACUGGGGGCUUAGCAAGAUGACUGUGAUGUCCUGUUCUUGGCGCCCAAGAACCCAGGGCACAAGGAUGGGCCAGGGCUAGCAUGAUCUGAGCAGGACUGUUGGGUUGAUCAGUGCUGGCCCUCACCUGAGGAUGGCAGGACAUGGGGCUGGGCACACAAAGGAAAGGGUCCAGAAGGAGGUGGGCAGAACUAUUCCCUUCCUCACCAACCACAUGACACUGGGAGGCCAGGGAGCCAUGCCAGCCCUGAAUAUUGAGGCAGACUUCGACCAAGAUGGGGAAAAAAUGGCACCAGGCCUAGAGCUGCAGGACCCGAGCAGAGAAGCCACCAGGCUGGGAGGCCUCUGUAGGGACCACAGAGAACUGGAAACAGGCUCGCUCUCUUCCUGCCCAGGGGCAGAACCAGGACCAGCGUGCCCAUGUGAAUUCAGUCUGUCUAGGCCUGGACUGAGUUCCCUGUCCCUGGAGGUGAACAAACAAAUUCAGAAAGCUACUGGAGCAUCACAUUGGGGGUUGGAUUUGAAGAACUUUAUGGCUCCUUCCAGCCCAGAAAGUCGCUAAUUCUAGGUCUUCUGGCCCAGGUGAGGCCUAGGGCUGCAGGGGGUUUUGGAAACACUCAGGAGCCUCAUGCCCUCUGGGUUCUUCACCCACCUUUAGUACCCCCAGGUGGACUGAGCUGGCCCACAAGGCACCUGCUCUCCAGGCCUGGCAGCUCACCUUUACCAACAUGCAGGAGCACACACAGCCCUUGCGUCCUGUCCUCUACCAGCCAAACACCCCUCUGCCUCAUCCAGGUGAAACCAGGUCACUGUGAGCUCCAAGGGCAUAAACUUCCCACUUCCUUGCCUGGAGGCCCCACAUUUCCAGAAUCCCAUGUCACCUCAUUAAUCCCAUAUUCACCUCUCUCAGUUGACUGAUCAAGGCCUCUGAGCCACUGAGCAGAAGUUGUUCUUUGUCUGUGUAUAAAACCAAAGAAAGAGUUUUUAAAAUCUCUUUUAGAUUUUUCACAAAGUGCCUGGCUGUGAGAGUUGGUCAUAGCGAGCCAAGUUUGAAAAGGCCAUUGCUGAGUUUGAGGUGGUGCCGCCAGUUCUGCAGGUGGUAGCAGAGGCCAGCGUGCUGGCAGGAACGUCCUCCUUGGCCUGUCUUCUCUGUCCUAUAAUGGGAGACCCACCCCAGCCUGCCUCCCACAUUGGGUUCUCCGGCCCUCAAAGGAGAUGCCACAUGGGAGAGACUGGGGAGAGAGAGGCCCUGGUUACCGCUGCCUCCCUGUCACAGUCUGGUGGUGGCCCACGCUUGUCUUCUCACCUUGGAGGCCUCACCCAGUGUUCCAGAGACCCUGAGACUUCCUGCUGCUCUCCAUGGCAGCCUUCCUGACAGCUUACUUUUCUUCCCUUUGCUGAGGCUAUAAUAGACUUCACUCCUCAAACCUUCAAGGUUUCUUCUGCAAAAUGGGCCAGCAGGCCUGUCUGUUCUCUCUAGCCCAGCAUCUGGGAGGAUCAAAGGAGGUGAGGGAGCAUCGUGGCAUAGUAGGCUCAAUAGGUCAGACAGCCGAGGUCCAGCCCGGCUGUAAACCUGGCAUCCCUUCGUGCCUCAGCCUGUUCAUCCGAAAACCAGGAGGAGCCCAGCUCAUGGGGUUCACAGGAGGCCCCGCCGCAGUGAUGGAGCACCAACGCUUUGCACAUGCAAUGGCAUCUUCUGUGCGUGACAGGCUGCAAACACGCCAGGGCUGCUUUUCUUGUUCCCACUGCUGAUAGCAUGUCAGCAAUGGAGACUGACUUGCUUCCCUUUGACAGGUGGAUGUAACAGGUAAAGAUCUGGCCUACCAAGUUAUGGGGCUUCUGCCUCGGAGCUGGUGUCCUAGCAAUGACCUCUCUAUCCCUUCUCACGGAGUGCUGAGCUAAAGGGGGAUUCGUAGGAUAAGCCACAAAAGGGACUCCUGUCCCUCUACAGCUUUAAUUGCUCCUUUCUGAUGGGAAGAGACACAUACUCUCUUCAAACAGUGUGAGAUGCAUCCAUUCUUUCAGCAAAGCUUUACUGACACGGUGUGUGUCAUCUGCUGAGAUGGACUCUGGGGAGAAGGAAGGUAAGAUGUGCACCCUGCCCUCAAGAAACUUUUAGUUCUGUGGGGGAAACAGGCCCGUAAGUAGAUUUUUAUGGCUGAAAGUAAGAGAAGCUCAGAGAAAGUGCAGAAUCCCAGAUCCGUUGGGUGGGGCAGGGAGGGCUUCAUGGCAGAGGUGGCAUUUAAACGAAGCCUGGAAAUAUUUUGAAAUGCAGAAGAUGGGGGGACAAGGGAGAGUACAGACUUGGAGACAGGAAGCGGGCUUGCCUGCGGGCGGGGUCUCUGUGGCAGGAUGGUGGAGGGAAAUGGAAAGGAAGGAUGAGCUGGAGUGUAGAUGGCAUCAGAUGUGGCGCUGCAGGCCGGCGCGGUGGCUCACGCCUGUAAUCCUACCACUCUGGGAGGAUGAGGCGGGCGGAUCGCCCGAGGUCAGGAGCUGGAAACCAGAUGUGGCACUGCUCUCCCCACACCACCUGCUGGGUAACCCUUGGCCUGCUAACAGCAGGAUGAGACAAUGAUUUAAAAUGUUGGAUACUUCUCUUCCAACAAAGUUGCGUUAAAUGCACCAAAGACCUGAUAUUCCAUCGCUCAUAGGAGACUUGAGGAUGGGGGAGGCAAGACGCAGGCAGAGCCCCUGUGUCAGUGGCUCCUCACAACCUCCCAGGUGUGGCAGGCACCCUUCAAUCCCCUUUUACAGAAUAGGAAACUAAGACCUAAGAGAGCAGGUGCCUUGCUCAAAGCUUGGGGCGGUGGAAGCUGACAUUAGAAACCACAUCUUUUGUUUCUAGUUACUUUCCCUCCUCUUCAAGCUUCCUUUUGAGUAGAGUCUUCAGCCACAAUGAGGUUACAUCCUCAUGGGAGGUCUUGGGGGACUGUGGGUCCUUCUGCCCCCAGCUAGAGGGCCAGCCCUGCAGGACCAGGAGGGCAGGGCACACAGGCUGCUCACAGAGGCCACCUGGUUGGUGUCCACAGGUGACGCUCAGACAGCCCUGGGCGGGGAGGACGACUGAUAUUUAUGCCUUCGGUUGCUCAUUUCUGAUUGUAAGAGACACAUACUCAUAACAGAAAAACUGGAAAACUACAAAAGUAACAUGCAGAAGAAAGUAAAAAUCACCAUGAACCCAGCGUCCAGAGAGUACUACUGACAUUUUAGUCAAUUUUCUUUGUCUUUUUGAAAAGGUAGAUACAGCACACAAACACAGAUACUUUUCAAAACAUAAUUAGAAUCACAUUAGUGACUGUCUGGUGCUCUCCCUUUUUCUCUUAACAUCCUCCUACAACAUUCUACCAUUAAUUAGCCCCUUCUUGUAGGCAAAGACGGGAAACUAAGAAAAGUGAAGUAAGUUACUCAAGGCCACUCCAGAGAAGUGGAGGAACCAGCAUUCACACUUAGGCCUUCUGAUGCCAAAGCCAGGGCCGAAAUUGUCAGAACUGAUUUCAGAUGGAGAAACCGAGGCACAGAAGGGAGGUGAUGUGCCUGUGAUCACAUGACCAGUUCCUGAGAGGGUGAGGCCUUGACCUCAGGUCUCUGCACUCUUUGUCCUGCACCAGUGUUGGGACAGGGCUUGCCCUGGGGGCACCAAGGAGAGGAUGGAGCAGGCAGGACAAGGCAGGGCAGGGCAGUGCGCUCACCACCUGGGCAGGGCACAGUGACACACACCUUCUGCUUUCCAGCGGCUCAGACCCAGGGGAAUAAGCCCGAUCUGCUCUCCUCUAUGGAGCCCCCGCAGAGACUCGCUAAGCCUUGGUUCCUACUCCUGCCACGUGGGUGAGAAUCCUGACCUCACGGUAUUGUUGUGAGGAUGCCAAGAUUGCCAAAGCCACUGCUUUGUACUCUGUGGGGUCCCAGUCUAAGAAUGACAGAAUCUCAGACAGUCAUGGAGUGUUUAGCUCGAUGCCAGACAGCGCACUGGGGGCUCUGCCUGCCUCAUUCCACAACACGGUCAUGAAAAACCCCCGAGGGAGGUGUGAUUACCAGCAUCUCUGUUCCACAGAGGAGGAAACCCAGGCUUCAAGGGGUAACAGGCACUCACCCAAGGACACACAAGGGCCGGGAGCCAUCACUUGAACCAAGAUCAGUCUAUGCCAGAUUCAAACCCUUAAGUCUGAUGAUUCGAUCUGUGACCAGGAGCAGCAUGAGAUUGUGGGGAGAGUACAAAAACAUAAAGCCAUCAGUUAUGAGAUCCACAUUUAGUUCAGCAGACUACAGCUUAAUUUUUUUAAAUGCCAUAACAAAAUGAUGAUAGCUAUCAUUUGUUGAGCACAAACUUUACUUGCAAGUAUCAUACUUGAUAAUGGACCUAAGAGGAAGGUCUGGUUUUCCUCACUUUAUAGAUGAAAGAACAGUCUCAGAGAGGCCAGACAUUUCCCCAAGGUCUUUACCCACUGUGGUGUCCUCUCCAGGGACUGAGGGACGCGGGGGGAGUCAAAUGAGCUGUGCCGUGCCUUCUGGCCAGCUGCCAGACCUUCUUCUCCAGGACCCCUCUCCAGGCGAGAUGCCCCCUGCCUGGAGUGCUCCAGCCUGGGGGGCCACUUGGGUGGGAUUGACACCGGCUGCAGGGAGGGGUAGGAUGAGGUUGGGAGGCCGAUGCUGUGUAGUGACCCUUUGCCAGGAGCUGGAUCUCAGUUGCUGC